AAGAAGAGUGUUUUCGCCAUGAACGAGGAUUCGCACGGAAUCAUGUGGAUUAUUCUGGCCGUUCUAUUCAUCUUCUCCACACCCAAAGUGGAAGCUGCGACAACUGAUGCUGAUCUCAAAGGACCCGUUUUCUUGAAAGAGCCAACAAAUCGCGUGGACUUUUCCAAUUCGACAGGAGCCGUGGUGGAAUGCAAGGCCAGUGGAAAUCCUCCGCCUGAGAUAAUUUGGGUGCGCAGCGAUGGCACAGCCGUUGGUGAUGUUCCUGGAUUGCGUCAGAUACAACCGAAUGGCAAUUUGGUCUUCCCACCGUUCAGAGCCGAAGACUAUCGUCAGGAAGUUCAUGCUCAGGUCUAUGCGUGUCUGGCGAAGAAUCAGAUCGGAUCCAUCAUUUCCCGGGACGUGAAUGUGCGCGCUGUUGUACAGCAAUUCUAUGAGGCUGAAGUGAACAAUGAAUAUGUAAUCAGAGGCAAUUCGGCUGUGCUAAAGUGCUCAAUUCCGUCAUUUGUGGCGGAUUUCGUGAGUGUCCUGUCGUGGCAGGAUGACAAUGGGAAUACAUAUGGAUCUGCCAUGGAUGAUCUGCACGCCAAUGCCAAGGACGGUAAAUAUUUAGUAUUGCCGUCUGGAGAGCUUCACAUUCGCGAAGUUGGACCUGAGGAUGGAUACAAGAGUUAUCAGUGCAGGACGAAGCAUCGAUUGACAGGCGAGACACGAUUGAGUGCAACAAAGGGUAGAUUGGUCAUCACAGAACCUGUUGGAUCUGUGGCGCCGAAGAUAGCAGGAUUUCGACUGCAGGAAGCGACAAUUCGCGAAGGAAGUACAACGUCGAUUCUGUGCUUGGGACAAUCCUUUCCCACCCCCAGUUUUAGAUGGUACAAAUUCAUCGAGGGCACAACGAGGAAACAGGCUGUGGUGCUCAAUGAGCGCGUGAAGCAAGUCUCCGGGACACUGAUCAUCAAGGAUGCCGUGGUGGAGGACAGCGGAAAGUAUCUGUGCGUGGUGAACAACUCCGUUGGCGGCGAGAGUGUGGAGACUGUGUUGACCGUGACGGCGCCACUUUCGGCCAAGAUUGAUCCGGCGAGCCAAACGAUUGACUUUGGGCGACCAGCUGUGUUCACAUGUCACUUCUCAGGGAAUCCCAUCAAGACCAUUUCGUGGAUGAAGGACGGAAAGUCCAUCGGCCACAGUGAUGCCAUUCUCAGGAUUGAGUCGGUGAAGAAGGAGGACAAGGGAAUGUAUCAGUGCUUCAUUCGCAACGACCAGGAAUCCGCAGAAGCCAGCGCUGAGUUGAAACUUGGAGGAAGAUUCGAUCCACCGGUUAUUCGUCAGGCUUUCACCGAUCAGGUUCUGCAUCCUGGGCCGUCGAUGUUCCUGCGCUGCGUGGCCGGCGGCAAUCCCACGCCUGAGAUCUCGUGGGAGUUGGACGAGAAGAAGAUUGUGAACAAUGACCGCUUCCAAGUGGGCCAAUACGUCACGGUGAAUGGCGAUGUUGUGUCCUAUUUGAACAUCACGGCGAUUCAUGCAAAUGACGGAGGACUGUACAAGUGUAUGGCGAGCAGCAAGGUGGGCGUCGCGACGCACUCGGCCAAAUUGAAUGUCUUUGGACUGCCGUACAUUCGACCGAUGGAGAAGAAGGCAAUUGUUGCCGGUGAAACACUCAUUGUCACUUGUCCCGUUGCCGGACAUCCGAUUGAGUCCAUUGUGUGGGAGAGAGACAAUCGCGCACUGCCAAUCAAUCGAAAACAGAAAGUCUUCCCCAACGGCACCCUUAUUAUUGAGAAUGUGGAGAGAAAUAGCGACCAGGCGACGUACACUUGCGUGGCGAAGAAUGCUGAAGGCUACAGCGCCAGAGGAGCUCUUGAGGUGCAAGUUAUGGUCCUUCCGCAAAUUGUGCCCUUUGAUUUUGGCACGGAAGUCAUCAACGAGAUGGACAUGGUGUCGGCGUAUUGCAGUGUGAACAAGGGUGAUUUGCCGGUGAACAUCUACUGGACGAGGAAUGGGAGGAAGGUGUUCACAAAUGAUGGCAUUCUUAUCAGCAAAACGAGUCAGAGGAUUUCGGUGUUGAGCAUUGAAUCCGUGCGUGAUCGUCAUUCGGGAAAUUACACGUGUUGGGCGGAAAAUAGUGCAGGAAGUGUUCAUCAGAGUGCACAAUUGCAUGUCAAUGUGCCACCGCGUUGGAUUCUUGAGCCAACUGACAAGGCAUUCGCACAGGGAUCAAAUGCCAAAGUUGAGUGCAAGGCUGACGGCUUUCCCAAGCCACAAGUCACGUGGAAGAAGGCAGUUGGAGACACGCCCGGAGACUAUAAGGAUCUGAAGGCGAACGACAAUAUUCGCGUUGAAGAUGGAACGCUGUUUGUGAACAAUAUUCAGAAGAACAACGAAGGCUACUAUCUCUGUGAGGCAAUCAAUGGCAUCGGCAGUGGAUUGAGCGCUGUGAUUCUGGUCAGUGUUCAGGCGCCGCCAGAGUUCACGGAGAAGCUGCGAAAUCAGACGGCGCGUCGUGGCGAACCGGCUGUGCUACAGUGCGAAGCGAAGGGUGAAAAACCCAUUGGUAUUCUCUGGAAUAUGAACAAUAAUCGCCUGGACCCGAAAAUUGACAAUCGCUACACAAUUCGCGAAGAAAUUCUCACCACAGGCGUAAUGUCGAGUUUGUCGAUUAAACGCACGGAGCGCACAGAUUCCGCACUGUUCACAUGCGUGGCCACAAAUGCUUUCGGCAGUGACGAUGCCAGCAUUAACAUGAUCAUUCAGGAGGUGCCGGAGAUUCCCUAUGCCCUCAAAGUGCUGGACAAGUCUGGAAGAACCGUGCAAUUGAGCUGGGCAAAGCCAUACGAUGGAAACUCUAACCUGGAUCGGUAUGUGAUUGAGACGAAGAGAUCGCGAGGCUCGUGGGAACACGAUGUGGAGCGUGUCUUUGUGCCGGGUCACACAAAUGAAGCUCAAGUGCAGAAACUCAGUCCUGCCACGACUUACAACAUCCGCAUCAUUGCUGAGAAUGCCAUUGGCGUGUCUGAUUCUUCCGAGGUGGUGACAAUCAUCACGGCCGAAGAGGCGCCGUCCGGAAAGCCACAGAAUAUCAAGAUCGACCCAAUCAGUCAGACUGCCUUGCGCGUAUCCUGGAAGCCACCGCCGCGCUCUGAAUGGAACGGCGAGAUCCUCGGCUACUAUGUCGGCUACCGACUGAGCAGCACCAAUUCCUCCUACAUCUACGAGACUGUGAAUUACGUGACAGAGGAGGGAAAGGAGCAUAGCCUGGAACUGAAUAAUCUGCGCACCUACACACAAUACUCGGCCGUGAUUCAGGCAUUUAACAAGGUCGGCGCCGGACCGAUGAGUGACGAGGAGAAGCAGUACACGGCCGAAGGGACGCCAGAUCAGCCGCCCAGUGACACAACUUGCACCACUCUCACGUCCCAGACGAUCCGCGUGUCGUGGGUCUCGCCGCCGCUGGAGUCCGCCAACGGCAUCAUCAAGGGCUACAAAGUGGUUUAUGCGCCGAGUGAUUUGUGGUAUGAUGAUAAGAACAAGGACUACAAGAAGACGGCUUCGAGUGACACAGUUCUGCAUGGUCUGAAGAAGUACACCAACUACACAAUGCAAGUUCUGGCCACCACAUCGGGCGGCGACGGUGUUCGCAGUGCGGCUAUUCAUUGUCAGACAGAGCAGGACGUUCCGGAGGCACCGACAGAUGUUAAGGCGUCUGUCAUGUCCAAUAAGGCUAUUCUCGUGUCCUGGCGACCACCGACUCAUCCCAAUGGCGUCAUUCUGCAGUAUGUCGUGUAUGUGAAGGCGAAGGACAGCGAGGGAGAGCCAACGGGACAGAAAGUGCCGUCCUACCAGAUGAGUCUGGAGUCGUCUGGACUGGAAGUGAACAAGCCGUAUGAGUUCUGGGUGACGGCGAGCACGGUGAUUGGUGAGGGACAGCCCAGCAAGACAACAUUGGCGAUUCCCAAUGACAAAGUUCCGGCCAGGAUUGCUUCCUUUGACGAUACUUUCACUGCCACUUUCAAGGAGGACACGAAACUGCCAUGUUUGGCUGUUGGAGCGCCCACGCCGGACAUCAAGUGGAGAAUCAAGGGUGUUGCAUUCACGCCUACGGACAGAAUGCGCCAAUUGCCAGAGGGUUCGCUGUUCAUCAAGGAGGUGACGCGUCAGGAUGCCGGCGAGUACACGUGCACAGCUGAAAACUCCAUUUCCCGUGACUCAAUCACGCACAAAUUGAUCAUAUUGGCGCCACCACAAUCGCCACAAGUCACGCUCACGACCACCACCACGGAUUCACUGACGCUGAAGCUGAAGCCUCACGACGCGGACACGGCGCCUCUGCAUGGUUACACGCUGCACUACAAGCCGGAGUUUGGCGAUUGGGAUACAGUGGAAGUGGCUGUGGAUGCCCAGAAGUACACCAUUGAGAAUCUAUUCUGCGGCUCGCGAUAUCAAGUGUACGCAACGGGAUACAAUACAAUUGGCGCUGGUGAGGCGUCGGACAUCCUCAAUACGCGCACAAAGGGAUCCAAGCCAAUUCUGCCGGAAAUGUCCCGCUUUAUCGAUGUGUCAUCCAACUCCAUCACACUCCGUUUGCCAUCAUGGAAGGACGGUGGCUGUCGCAUGUCGCAUUUUGUGGUGGAGCACAAGAAAAAGGAUCAAACGGAAUGGAAUCAGAUUUCGAAUAAUGUGAAGCCAGGUGGAAACUUUGUGGUGCUCGACUUGGAGCCGGCAACUUGGUACAAUCUCAGGAUAACAGCGCACAAUAGUGCCGGAUUUACAGUAGCUGAAUAUGAAUUUGCCACGCUUACAGUGACGGGAGGGACAAUUGCACCCCCGCGCAAAUUACCUGAUCUCACUGCUGAGGACACCCUACGCAUCAUCCUGUCCAAUUUGAACCUAGUGGUACCUGUAGUUGCCGCGAUACUAGUUAUAUUAAUUGCCAUAAUUGUGAUUUGUAUCCUGCGUAGCAAGGGACAUCACCACAAAGAUGAUGUAGUUUACAAUCAAACAAUGGGACCGGGAGCCACGCUGGACAAGCGCCGGCCGGACCUCAGGGAUGAGUUGGGCUACAUUGCGCCGCCCAACAGGAAGUUGCCACCUGUGCCGGGCUCCAACUACAACACCUGCGACCGCAUCAAGCGAGGCCGUAGUAUGAGAUCUAAUCACUCCACCUGGGAUCCGAGGAGACCUCUGUAUGAGGAACUGAAGCCACCGCCGAUUCCCAGGAGACACCAUGGCUCAGACGAGUGCUAUCAUCCGCACGGCGCAGGUAUGGAGGAUGAGAUCUGCCCGUACGCCACGUUCCACUUGCUGGGCUUCCGCGAGGAGAUGGAUCCCACGAAGGCAAUGAACUUCCAGACGUUCCCACACCAGAACGGUCACGGCGGACCCGGACAUGUGGGCACAAUGGGACCGCCGGGAACGAUGCAACAUCCUGGCCACGUGCACUCACGCUCGGGCUCCCAAUCGAUGAACCGCUAUGCGCGCAAGAAUAGCCAAGGUGGUCAGAGUUCAAUCUACACGCCGGCUCCGGAGUACGAUGAUCCCGCCAAUUGUGCCGAGGAGGAUCAAUAUCGUCGCUACACUCGCGUGAAUUCUGGUUCUCUCUAUGGCGGCCCGGGAGGUCCUGAAUAUGACGAUCCGGCCAAUUGCGCUCCCGAGGAGGAUCAGUAUGGCUCGCAGUAUGGCGCUCCGUAUGGCGCCCCGUACGACCACUAUGGCUCUCGUGGCUCCGUGGGGCGCCGCAGCGUGGGUUCCACCAGGAAUCUGCCCAAUGGCUCACCCGAGCCGCCGCCACCGCCGCCGCGCAACCACGCCGAGAGCAACUCCUCGUUCAAUGAUUCCAAAGAGAGCAACGAAAUAUCAGAGGCUGAGUGUGAUCGCGAUCACGGACCGCGUGGAAAUUAUGGAGCCUUAAGGUCUCCUCAUCAGAAGGAUGGGCGCACAACUGAAGAAAUGCGCAAAUUGAUUGAGAGAAACGAAAUCGGCUCCAAAUACCAACAACAAAGUGGCGCCGCCGGACUCACAGCCUACGAUACUCUGGCAGUGUAAUUUAUAAGAUGGUCAAACGGAGGCAGGAUCGCGAUCGACCGAGGACUUUUUGCCAUCACAAGCGAGUCUCUUACGUUCGUAAGUCUUAUAAUAUUUAUAAUAUUGAAAGGAGAAAAACUAUAUAUUCUUUAAAUUAUGACUCUCGAGAGACACACAUAAUAUUUAUACAAAGAAAGAAAGAGAAAAAAAGAAGAAAUUUUGGUGCCAAAGAAAUUUGCUCCAUUUCUCAGUUUUAUUUUUUUAAUUGUCAUAAUUCUCUGCCAAUGAUUUAUGAUUUAUCCUAAGCGUGGAAGAGAGAUCGCGAUCAAAAAGUUAUGAUGAGACGAAUGAAUAUGAUUUUUUCACAACUAUACAACUAUAAUACAAAAAAACAACAACAACAACUAUGGCUAAUGCAGAAUCUUAAAGUCUCUCUUUGUAAUGGAUUUUUGUAAUUUUUCAGAUGAAGAAACACUUUUGUAUAAUCGAUGUGUGAAGGGAAAGCGAGAAGAAAUAUGAUUUUUUCUUUUUCGCUCCAAAUUUUUUCUUACUGUAAUUGUGUAAAUUUAUUUUUGAAUUUAUUUUUGUUACUCCCAGUGACACUUUUCAAAAGUGUGUCGAUUUUUUCUCAUUGUGCGCGUGCAAGAAUUUUUUUUUUGUAUAUGAAGAAUUGACAUUGUUCACAGAAGAAGAAAAAUAAAACAUAGAGAAGGGGUUAGAAAAAGAGGAUCUUUUAGUAAAGAUCAUUUGACUAUUUUGUAGAAAUUGUAAAGUGGAAAAAUAGACAGAUAUAUAUAUAUUUUAGAAGGAAUCAAUUUUAUAGAAUAUUUUAAUUUGCAUUUAUUUU
Messenger RNA from Phlebotomus argentipes, 6862 nucleotides. It is a transcript of the gene Dscam1, whose product is annotated as cell adhesion molecule Dscam2. The record is from RefSeq and is a predicted model, not a curated record. Lineage: Eukaryota; Metazoa; Arthropoda; Insecta; Diptera; Psychodidae. The coding region runs from base 19 to 6036 and encodes 2005 amino acids. Gene Ontology annotation, cellular component: axon; plasma membrane. Gene Ontology annotation, molecular function: cell-cell adhesion mediator activity. The transcript has 22 exons. Gene Ontology annotation, biological process: dendrite self-avoidance; axon guidance; homophilic cell-cell adhesion.